UUAGUAAUAUAUUCGAGAUGAGCAAAUAAAUAAAUGUUAGUAAUAUAUACUGAUCGCGAGUGGUUUAAAACAGUGACUUUUGCUAUAAUUCAGUUGUUAGUAUUAUUAACUGUGAAACUAAAUUACAGUGUAAUACAAACCAUAGUGAGUACAGAAAUUUCACAAAUUCGUUGAGUGGAUUCCAACAGUGAAUAUCCCUCCUAAAAAUAUGACUCCGUAAAUAGAUUAGACGUCUGAAACUAUUGUGGCAGAACAAGAACAGUUUGAAAAUCAAAAUAAUGACUUUAAAUAAAUAACAAAGUGUUAUCGCCAAAGUGUAUGAUUGUGAGGGACUUAAGAGAAACAAAUAUACAACUGGGCUUGUUUAAGGAUGUGUAAAAACGUCCAAAUCAGUUUAAAAAUAGUUAUUUAAUCAAGGACAACCAAAACAAGUCUAGAAACUCAAGAUUUUUAACUCACAACUUACUCUAAAAGUUUAAUUAUAGUCUGAAACUGGAUUGCCAAGGAAAAUGUCCAACUCCGACUCACCAACGCCUUCGAGCGCCGAAGACACCCCAUCCUCAUCACCCUCGCCAGACCCUGAAACAAUAAACAAAUUCAACUGGCUAAAGCACGCAAAGAAUGCGAGAAACAACCCCUUCGUGAAAGCCCGCCCGUCUCUAAAUCGAGAGAGUUCGACUGCGGAAUUGUUUUCCCGGGAAAGUUCUAGUUCGGAUUUCUUUCAGAAUUCCACUCUCAACUUGUUUGAUACCGCGCCGAAGCCGGAAACGACGCAGGGUUACGGAAAGGGUGUUUCUUACAUAGGAUGGCAUCAACGGACGAAGCUGGAAAGAGUUCUGCUCGUUACGACUGCUGUUCUCCUGGUAGCUACUCUCCUCACCACUGCAGUGUUGCUGACGAUGCGGGGCCCGUCAUACAUACCCGUACCACCCUGCUACCAACCUGAGCCAAAAGAAAGCGACGUCUGUCUAUCCGGUUCCUGUAUUUACACGGCCAGCGAGGUGAUCAGAGCGCUGGAUGAAACACAGAAUCCUUGCGAGGACUUCUACGACUUCGCAUGCGGUGGAUGGAUAAGAAACAAUCCGAUACCGGAAGGGAAGUCCAGUUGGGGCAUCUUCAGUAAGAUCGAACUGCAAAACCAGCUUAUCAUCAGAUCUGCAAUUGAAAAGGUGAACAUAACCAGCUCUUCAGACGCAGAAGGCAAAGCUCGGGUGUACUACGAUGCCUGUAUAGAUACAAACGAGACUAUAGAGAAAUUGGGAGAGAAACCUCUGACCAGCAUCAUAAAGAAGCUUGGAGGCUGGCACAUACUGCCCAGUACUAUGGUGAAGCAGCAUAAAUGGGACCUACAGAAGUUGCUGCAAGACGUACAAAAUACGUAUAAUUUGGGUGGUCUUUUCAAUUGGGCUGUUACAGAGGAUGAUAGAAAUUCUUCUAAACACGUCAUUGUUCUUGACCAAGGAGGUCUUAAUCUACCAACUCGCGACAACUAUUUAAACAAAACAGCGCACAAGAAAGUCCUAGACGCAUAUUUGGACUAUAUGACCAGAAUAUGUGUGCUGCUUGGAGCAAACAAAACUGAAGCGCGAGAACAAAUGAGCAAAGUGAUCAAAUUUGAAACCGAUCUUGCAAAUAUAACUAUACCUUCGGAAGAUAGAAGGGAUGAAGAAGGAUUGUACAAUCCUUACACAAUUCAACAGUGGCAGAAGGUAGCGCCGUUUCUCAAUUGGUCCGUCUUCUUCAAUGAUGCAUUUAAACUUGUGAAUCGAAAGAUUUCCGACAAUGAAACAAUAGUUGUAUACGCUCCUGAAUAUUUCAAGAAUCUGACCAAAGUCCUAAGGCGAUACAGUAAAACAGAAGAAGACCAAAGGACUGUCACAAGCUACAUGAUGUGGCAAGUGUCCAGAUCUCUAUCUACGUACUUAUCAAAAUCCUUCCGCGACGCCACUAAGAUAUUGAGAAAAGCGCUGUUCGGAUCCGAAGGCACUGAAGAAUCUUGGAGAUACUGUGUCACUGAUACUAAUAAUGCUAUUGGGUUUGCAGUUGGAGCUAUGUUUGUGCGAGAGGUAUUCCAUGGUGAAGCCAAGACCCAAGGUGAAAUCAUGAUCGACAAUAUAAGAUCGGCUUUCAAGAAACAUUUGAAGAAUUUGGAAUGGAUGGACGCAGAGACGAGGGAAGCGGCGGAAAUAAAAGCUGAUGCAAUUACUGAUAUGAUAGGUUUUCCCGACUACAUCCUGCAUAGAGAUGAGUUAGAUAAGCAAUACGAGGAACUGGAGGUAAAGCCGAAUGAAUACUUCGAGAACAAUAUCGCAUUCAACGUUUUCAGCCUAAAGCAUGAUCUAAGGAAGUUGGAUCAACCUGUUAAUAAGACUAAAUGGGGCAUGACACCAUCAACAGUCAACGCUUACUACACCCCAACGAAAAACCAGAUUGUAUUCCCAGCUGGUAUCCUCCAACUGCCGUUUUAUGAUGGGGAUAAUCCUAAGAGCGUGAACUAUGGUGCCAUGGGUGUUGUGAUGGGACACGAGUUGACCCAUGCUUUCGACGACCAAGGUCGAGAGUAUGAUAGAUUCGGCAAUCUAAACCGAUGGUGGAACAACGCAACCAUAGCGCGUUUCAAGAACCGCACACAGUGUAUACAGAAGCAGUACUCUAACUAUAUGAUGGAGGGACAGCAUUUAAAUGGAAAGCAGACUCUUGGUGAGAACAUAGCAGACAACGGCGGUCUCAAGGCCUCUUUCCACGCUUAUUUAGAAUACAGCAAGAACGCUAAAUUAAAUCUAACUCUACCGGGACUUAAGUACAAUCAUCGGCAGCUAUUCUUCAUAUCUUUUGCUCAGGUAUGGUGUUCAGCAAUGACCAAAGAAUCAACAAAGAUGCAAAUUGAAAAAGACGAUCAUACCGUAGCAAAGUUCCGCGUCAUCGGACCAAUAUCGAACCUUCGAGAGUUUUCCGAAGAAUUCCACUGUCCUGUGGGAUCCAAGAUGAAUCCUAAGCAGAAAUGUGAAGUAUGGUAGAAAAUAGAACUACCAUGGAUGUAUGGUGUAAUCAUGCUUCGCCGGUUAAGAUGGGUGCGGUAUGCGAAAUAUUUUGUAUAUUCGGAACAUAGAUGAAAUAAAUGUUUGUUUUCAAUCUCUCUUUGGUAGCGAUACGAAAUAGGAAAUAAAUAUAAACCAUUUCAUUUCAUUGUAAUGGAGAUGAACAUUAGCAUUAGCAUAAUGGAUGCUGAAAAGCUAUUUGCAUAAUCGGAAGUUGGUUCGAAGGCCGAUUUAGUUUCAAUUAUUAAUUCUUCAAGAUAAAGUCAGAUCAAGAAUCAUUUUCGAUGAUAACACAAAGGAUUAAAAUUAAAUGCAAAACAUUUUGCAUUUUAGUUUAGUUCGUAAUAAUAAAAUGAUUUUAGGAAAGCAUUUGAUCAUGUAUCUCAAAUAAUACACAGGGUUUUCAGGAAUCCUUUUAAACCGUGAUUUGUGUUCAGACAAGGAAAAUAACACCAAAUAUUAUAAGUAUCGUUACUGUAAAACGUCUUUUUAGAAAUGAAUACUUCCCUAAGGUCUAGAAUGCCUGGUAUUUUACCUAGCGAGAGAACGUAUCUAGAAACGUAAAUGUGCCAAAUGUAGUUUUAAUAUUUGUUUCAAAUAUGUUUCAAUAUGACGAAAAUUGUAGCAACACGCAAGAGCUUAGCAGUGUUAUUAAAACGGGUAUAUUGUAGAUUUUUAAGUAAGAGCAGAAUAAAGUACAAUCAUAUUUUCUAUGGCCACAGACACCUUUUUUAGGUUUUGUAAAUGGUCUAUGGGUUUAAUUGUUUUAGUAGAGAAAUUUGAAUUUGUGACGUUUUGUUUAUGCAAAUGUAACUUUGAACUUGGUUUUGCUUUUCCGUGUACCCCCUUUUUUAAGGUAGGAACAGUACAGUAUCCUAAGUGAACUUGUGUAUUUCACAGGACAGUAAGUACUUACUAUUCUAUAAAAUACACAAGUUCACUGGUGAUACUUGUGCCAUUAUGUAAUUUUCUAUUUUACUUCAUUGAUUCACUAACUCGCUCGAUUGUAGCUAUUUUAGAAAGAGGUAUUUAGGUAACUUGCAAAUCGUCAGUGAAGUUCUAACAGAGCGUUAGUAGUUUUUAACGGGUUUUAAUAUUUCAAUGCGAUUUGAUGUAGACAGAUAACGCGCUUUCAUUUGAGAUAUUUUGAUAAAAUAUCUUUUAUUUCGUCAAUUGCUUGAUUUUAAAUCCUUUUUGCAAAUAUGUACUACACCAAUGGUUGCUAACAAAUAUUUUAUACAGUUUUAUUACCUACUUCCCUGUCAAGUAGACUUUUAGACAUACGCAUUGUUAGAAUUUCACUGACGAAAUAUACAGAGAUAAAUACAGAGCCACUUAAUUAUCUAAAAACCUGACGCUGGCGUCAUUUUAUGUGGCAAACGUACCGAAUAUUAUUAGUAAAAAAAAUGCUGAAAAUAUAUCCUUUUUAUAAAAUAUAAGUAGUCUGCAUUAGGUUGAAAAUUUCCUAUAUAUAUUAAUAAUCGGUAUAUGAUAUUUACUUCAAGAAUAACUCGGUGGGGCUGUGCUUUUACCGAUAAAUUUUAGCAUAUAGAAUUAAUAAAGUACAUAUAAAUAUUAUUUCUAUAAACUGAUUUAAAUACAGAGUUUAAAAUUAGGUUUGCAAAAACAAAACGCUUAAAAGAUGCAGACUUAAUAGAGAACUUGACAAAGAUGAAAAAUUCUUUCCAUCCUAAAUCCGGUUGAAGGAAUAUGGAAGGUUUAUAUAUUAGUUUAUAAAAGGCCACAAUUCGUUGACUGUGUAUAAAAGUGUAGUUUUUAAUAAGCUUCUUGUCUCGUAGUUGAUUAUAUUAAUAGUUAUUUUAUAAUAAUAAUGUUACCAAUCAUCAAAAUUCUUUUUUAAUUUUAAUA
Messenger RNA from Pararge aegeria (speckled wood butterfly), 4907 nucleotides. RefSeq names its product endothelin-converting enzyme homolog (gene Nep3). Gene Ontology annotation, molecular function: metalloendopeptidase activity. The transcript has 14 exons. NCBI's taxonomy places the organism in Eukaryota, Metazoa, Arthropoda, Insecta, Lepidoptera, Nymphalidae. Gene Ontology annotation, cellular component: plasma membrane. The record is from RefSeq and is a predicted model, not a curated record. Gene Ontology annotation, biological process: protein processing. Bases 510 to 3017 code for a protein of 835 amino acids.